Calliphora vicina (urban bluebottle blowfly) is the source of this 1687-nucleotide messenger RNA. It is a transcript of the gene St2, whose product is annotated as Sulfotransferase 2. Gene Ontology annotation, molecular function: sulfotransferase activity. Gene Ontology annotation, cellular component: cytoplasm. The transcript has 3 exons. The record is from RefSeq and is a predicted model, not a curated record. Bases 180 to 1169 code for a protein of 329 amino acids. Gene Ontology annotation, biological process: sulfation. Lineage: Eukaryota; Metazoa; Arthropoda; Insecta; Diptera; Calliphoridae.
CCACAAGCGUUCAGGCAAACGGAUGUUUUUGCUUUGUUAUUUUAAUUGAACUUUUCCAACAAAUACACAUUUACUCUUACGAACGAGAUCAUCCAUAUAAAAAAUUAUUGUGUGUGAAUUGGAGCGAAUUAUUUAGAGUUAAAGUAAAGCAAUAAUAAGAAACAAACUAAAACUGCAUUAUGGAGUUAACGUUUAAAGAGCUGGACAAAGAAAUUGCUGGAAAAAUUGACUCGCUCUUUCCAAAAAAAGAUUGCUUCAUAGAGGUAUUGCCGGGAAACGUUAUAUUGCCACGCAAGUUCAUGGAUAUUGGUGAAUCGAUCAGAGAUUUCAAAACAUAUUCGGAUGAUGUGUGGUUGGUAUCAUAUCCAAGGACCGGCUCAACUUGGGCUCAGGAAAUGAUAUGGCUUUUGGGUAAUAAGCUGGAUUUUGAGGGUGCCAAACAAAUGCAACAAUUAAGAUCGCCCUUAAUUGAGUUGUCCGCUUUGUUUAGUGAAGAUCACCAUGAAUGGGUAUCAAAUUCAUUGGGAAAUACAGUUGAAACUGUUAAGAAUAUGUCACGUCCGCGUUUCUCACGAUCGCAUUUGCCAUGGCAUUUAUUACCCAAGGAUCUAGAAACCUCAAAGGCAAAGAUAAUUUAUACCGCACGCAAUCCUAAAGAUCUUUGUGUUUCAUUUUAUCACUACUGUAAACUUAUGCACGGUCUACAAGGCUCAUUUGACGAGUUUCUGGAUUUAUUUAUUAGCGAACAUACUCCGAUUGGUUCGUACUGGAAACACGUUUUACCUUUUUGGAAACAUUCGACAGACCCGAAUGUAUUGUUUUUAAAAUACGAAGAUAUGAAAAGAGAUUUGUCAGCGGUUGUGCGUAAGUGUGCAAAUUUCUUAAAACUCGAUUAUCAGAUCAACGAUGAGGAUAUGAAACGAAUUUGUGAUCACUUGAAAUUUGAUAAAAUGCAAUCAAAUCCAGCCGUAAAUUUAGAGCCAAUUUUAAGCCAAAUUGAUGCCAAUGGCAACAGGGAUGAGUCGACGGGCAAUGAAGAAAGUAAAUUUAUACGUAAAGGCCAAAUAGGUGAUUGGAAAAAUUACAUAUCUGCUGAAAUGUCUGAACGUUUUGAUGAGUGGAUCCUAAAUAAUUCUAGAGGUAGCGGUUUAACCUUCGAUUAUGAAUAAGAAUUUUAUUAUAAUACUAUGUUAAUAGUACUAAUAUUCUUAUGUGGCACGUAUAUUAGGAUGAUAACUGUUUACAUUUGUUUAAGUACAUAUCAAAAAUAUUUUUUUCCCGAUCGUAAAGUUUUAACUUAAAGGGUUUUUAUUACCAAUAUAAUAUUAUAAAUAAGAUGUAAAAAAGUUAUUACUUAAUAAUAUACAUUCAUAUACUUACACUUACAUUAAUUUUUAUUUAUGUUUUUAUCUUUAACAUUAUUACUAUACGAUUUCUGUAAAAUAUUGGUAUUUAAUAAUCUAGCCAUUAGAAAUAAAAUUUUAACUUUGUUUACUUAAAUAAUUUAAUCAACAAAAUAUUUCACCAAGACUAUCUAGUCAACUCUAAAUUAUUCUCAUUUCGGUAACGGAAUAGUAACGGUAAUUGCAGUUAUUUCUAUAGCGGUAACUUUGCUGGUAACGGUUAUUGUAUUUAAAUUUAAUCCUGAAUUAAAUUCAAUUAAUAAAAUUUAUAGAAAUUAAAAAAA